Dromiciops gliroides (monito del monte) is the source of this 623-nucleotide messenger RNA. RefSeq names its product mitochondrial contact site and cristae organizing system subunit 13 (gene MICOS13). Gene Ontology annotation, biological process: cristae formation. Lineage: Eukaryota; Metazoa; Chordata; Mammalia; Microbiotheria; Microbiotheriidae. The record is from RefSeq and is a predicted model, not a curated record. The transcript has 4 exons. Gene Ontology annotation, cellular component: mitochondrial crista junction; MICOS complex. The coding region runs from base 128 to 478 and encodes 116 amino acids.
UCCCAGAGUCCUGAGCUCGCGCGGUCUAGCCCCCGGCCUGCCCCGGGUGCAGCGGGCACCUGGUCGCCGGCGGGCGGGCGGAGCUCCGUGUCCUUGCGUUGCAGCAGAGCAGCGGAGCUCGGCGACCAUGGCUACCCGCCUGUGGCCCCUGUUAGGGUUUUGCAUUAAGGCUGGCUUGGCUGGUGGGUCCGUAUACUUCGUUUAUGAUCAGGGGCUGCUGGGGUCAAGUUCCGAGGGUCAGGCUGCACUACGAAGGGCACAGGAGACAAUCCCAGUCGCCUUCAACCAUUACUCAGACUUACUUUCGAAGCACAUGGGCGUCCGGCUGGAGCUCCCAUCCACUCCACAUUUCAACAUUAACCUCCGAGAGAGCUGGAACUCAGGCAUCAACAGCUUGAUGUCUUCACUGUCCAGCGCUCCCACGACGAUGCAGGCAUACAGUCGUGAAGGCUGGAACUACCUGAAGGGCCAGAAGUGAAGCUCCCACCCGUCAGGCACAUCAGUGGGAAUGGUGGGGGUGAAAGGGCUCGGGUCUCAGGCCCCCAAAGCUGUGGGAUGACCCCUGUCCCCCCGAGGGCAGCUUGUGACCAGGCCCUGCCCAAAUAAAGGACUUUAGAACACUU